Molecule: messenger RNA, 301 nt
Organism: Paramecium sonneborni
Lineage: Eukaryota; Ciliophora; Oligohymenophorea; Peniculida; Parameciidae
Source: the annotation of a GenBank genome assembly
AUGGAAACUGUAUUUGAAAAUAAAUAUCCUAGUAUAUAUUUAUUACAUACCAAUAGUAUUUCCCAAGACUUAACAUGUUGAUAAUAUAGAGUAUGCAAUGCCUAGGUAUAAUUAUUUAUUGUAAGAGUUAGUUAAAGAAUUUGCAUAUACUGCAUAAGAAACAUAGAAUAUACAAUUAGCUAUUCCUCCAAAAAAUGUUUCAAUCCCAAUCACGAUUGUUAAAGUAUAUGACUUAAUAAUUUAUAAAAUUUACAUUGCAAUAAAAAUACUAUUCUCCACUGCAAGAUGCAACCAUUAAUGA